Capronia coronata CBS 617.96 is the source of this 921-nucleotide messenger RNA. RefSeq names its product phosphoribosylaminoimidazole-succinocarboxamide synthase. The record is from RefSeq and is a predicted model, not a curated record. Gene Ontology annotation, cellular component: cytoplasm. The transcript has 2 exons. NCBI's taxonomy places the organism in Eukaryota, Fungi, Ascomycota, Eurotiomycetes, Chaetothyriales, Herpotrichiellaceae. Gene Ontology annotation, molecular function: phosphoribosylaminoimidazolesuccinocarboxamide synthase activity. Gene Ontology annotation, biological process: 'de novo' IMP biosynthetic process. The coding region runs from base 1 to 921 and encodes 306 amino acids.
AUGGCGUUAGUCAACACCGAUCUGGGCAAGGCCCUACCUCUAAUUGCAUCUGGAAAGGUGCGAGAACUAUACGAUGUCGACGCGAAAACCCUCCUGUUUGUUGCUACAGACAGGAUAUCAGCCUACGAUGUGGUCAUGAAGAAUGGCGUUCCGGACAAAGGGCUGAUACUCACACUCAUCACGGCGCACUGGUUCGAAUACCUGCGGAAAUGCCAUCCAGAUCUGAGAACUCACUUCAUUUCCCUCGAGCUACCUCCGACAGUCCCUCAGCAACUGGUUCCGCAACUGAAAGGCCGAAGCAUGCUUGUGCGCAAAUACAAAGUGUUCCCCGUCGAGGCCAUCGUUAGAGGCUACAUCACAGGCUCAGCAUGGUCCUCGUACAAGAAGACCGGCGAGGUGAAUGGGAAGAAGCUGCCCGAGGGUCUACAAGAGUCUCAAGAGCUGCCUGAGCCCAUCUACACCCCUAGCACUAAGGCCGAGCUGGGACAACACGAUGAAAACAUCUCCACCGAGCAGGCUGAGCAGAUUGUGGGCGCAAAGUAUGCGAAGCGCAUUGAGGAUCUGGCGCUGAAGAUCUACAAGACUGCCAGGGACUACGCGAAGGAGAAAGGCAUCAUCAUUGCGGACACAAAGUUCGAAUUCGGGCUGGACGAGGAAACAGACGAGGUCGUGCUCAUAGACGAGGUACUUACGCCAGACAGCUCUCGCUUCUGGUCCAAGGCAACAUACACGAUUGGGCAGGGCCAGGACAGCUUCGACAAGCAGUUUCUGCGAGAUUGGUUGACCAAGAAUGGCUUGAAGGGCCAGGACGAUGUUACGAUGCCGCCAGACGUGGUUGAGGCCACACGCGCAAAGUACAUGGAGGCGUUCAAGAUUCUCACCGGCAAGACGCUAGACCAGACGCUACAGGAAUUGAAGUGA